Molecule: messenger RNA, 1027 nt
Organism: Mytilus trossulus (common blue mussel)
Lineage: Eukaryota; Metazoa; Mollusca; Bivalvia; Mytilida; Mytilidae
Exons: 3
Coding region: 88-576 (162 amino acids)
Source: RefSeq, a predicted model, not a curated record
AUAUAAAAUUCUGUACAUAAAAUAAUACAACAUUUUGUAUUGCCAUAACGACUUAUUAUUAACAGGUGAAACCAGCAGGAAUCGAAUAUGCUGAAAUUUUUGCUGCUUAUUAGUUGUCUGAUAUCUAUCGAAACUGUUUUCUGUGUAGAUUGUUCAGAUCAUACAUGCCUCAGGACACUCUUUAAUGCAAGGGUGACAAAAGCAGAGUAUUAUACAAGACCUUUGAGCAGCUCGUCAUCAUCGUCAGGGAGUUGGUGGUCUAGUAGAAGAAAAAAGAGACACAAUUACCAUUUACACCACUCAGGGGUUGUUGUAACAAUAGACCGUUACGUGGAAGGAAAGAAUAAAUGGCUGAUACACAAAGGCGAAGAUUAUGGUGACGCUUCUGAUACUGUCAUUACAGACGCCGAUUAUAUGAGUUCAAGAUGGACACUUACUAAAUCAAUGUAUCCUAGCUGCCGUUACACUGUGACCAGUUGCAUGAGAGCAGCAAUAAAUGAUUUCGUAUAUAGUGUAUAUGGACCAAACUGUCAAACCGCUGCAAAUGGAAUAUGGGACCUACUACAGGGGUGCUAAAUAAAGAUAAAAUAUUUUCCGGCAGCUGAACAACAGAAUAUACAAUAUAAUUUUCCUAUCUCUAUGUCCCCUUCUCUUUUAUGAAUAAAGAUUUAAUCAGUACGUAGCAUACAGCAGUACCUAAUUAGUCAUACAAUACAAACUGUUUGUAAUUUGAUACACUUAUUAGAAUCCGCGUAUUUAUAACCAUUCAAGGCAUUAAAGCAUUAGUAGUAGCAAACACAAGUUAAUCAUUUGUUUAAUGGAACGUUUAUAUGUUCUGCUGUUACUUCUGAAAUCAUUGUUAACGCAUGAUGGACUUUAUUUAAACUAAUUAAAUUAAUUUCCACAACUUUCUAUGUUGUGUCAUAUCAAAUGUAAACGAUAUUUUAUAAAUUAUUUUAUAGAAUACAUCACACUAUAAUUGGCAGAUUGUAAUCCUUAGAGAAUAAAAAGUAUGAUACUCGAAUCA